UACCCCAGUGCGUCUCCUGUGAGGGUGUGACCAGUUGUCUGCAUGCAGGGAAUGACGACUCCUUUCAAGACGAGCAAAGCUUUAAAGGUAAAGAAGGAGACGGGCGAGAAUGCCCCGGCCCUCAGCGACGACGAGCUGGUGGCCAUGUCCGUGCGGGAGCUCAACCAGCACCUGCGCGGGCUGACCAAGGAGGACGUGGUGCGGCUGAAGCAGCGGCGUCGCACGCUCAAGAACCGAGGCUACGCCGCCAGCUGCCGCAUUAAACGCGUCACCCAGAAGGAGGAACUGGAGCGCCAGAAGAUGGAACUACAGCACGAGGUGGACAAGCUGGCACGCGAGAACGCCAGCAUGCGCCUGGAGCUGGAGGCCUUACGCGCCAAGUACGAGGCGCUGCAGUGCUUCGCCAGGACUGUGACCCGCGCCGGGCCCCUGUCGCCAGGCAAAGUGGCCACCACCAGCGUCAUUACCAUCGUCAAGUCGGCCAACCACAACAGCUCAGGUCCGACGCCCUUUUCGGCGCAGUCCUAG
Molecule: messenger RNA, 528 nt
Organism: Nerophis lumbriciformis (worm pipefish)
Lineage: Eukaryota; Metazoa; Chordata; Actinopteri; Syngnathiformes; Syngnathidae
Source: RefSeq, a predicted model, not a curated record